Messenger RNA from Guillardia theta CCMP2712, 664 nucleotides. RefSeq lists its product as hypothetical. Lineage: Eukaryota; Cryptophyceae; Pyrenomonadales; Geminigeraceae. The transcript has 2 exons. The coding region runs from base 42 to 623 and encodes 193 amino acids. The record is from RefSeq and is a predicted model, not a curated record.
UGCUCGCACCAACGGAUGUCGAGUUCAGGAGGAUACUCAGGAUGCAUGACGCCCAGCAUCAGGAAGAGAUUCGUUCCUCGAGGGAAGCUGCUAAGUCCAUCCGUUCGUCUCCUGCCCAGCUCAACCCCAACAGACAGUCCUCCCAUCCUCCUUCCGAGAUCCUUCAGCUGCUCUCCGUGGAGUUUCCAGCUGGGUAUCUCCAAUGGACCAGGGAAGGGACCAAGAAGUUGGAGGGCGUUGUCUCCACAGAUUCUCGCUACCGCGUCCCCGCUCGCAGCAGCCGCGUGCAGGUCAGCGCGACGAGAAGGAGCGGGAGAGAGCGGACAGGCGCCGCGGACUCCAAGGCGAUGGAGAUCUACUUGGAGCUGUCCAAUGGAGCGAGGAAGGUGCGGGCGACGAUCAACAGGCAGCUGCAAGCGCUAGAGCUCAGCGUCGAGCAGAUCCAGAGCUCCAGCAGGAGGACGCGUCGUGCUCCUCCUGCCUGCGAAGUUCGGCUGACGGAUCAGGAAGCUUCGCAUGUCAUCCGCCAGUACUGCGAUGAAGGGAGGAGGGAGGAGGGAGGAGGAGCUUCGAGGGAGGCACCUGUAUACUACUGGCACGGUUCGCAGGAUGAUGAUGUAUAGAUGUGUAGACUAGUUGUUUGUAAACAAAACGUAUCAAGUUA